UUAAAAUAUUGUCAUUAUAAUUUAUGCAUUACAUUAUGUAUGUAUGAAAUUGUAUACUUACUCCUUUUAAAACAUAACAUGCUUUGUUCAGAAAAAUAAAACAUAACAUGUUCCAAAGGAGUGGACACUAGCAUACUCCAAUUUUCAACUUUCUCUCAUGUCUUGUCUCUUCUCAUUUACAAGUCCUAGUUUUCCUAUAUAUAUAUCUCUUUUAUUUUGUCUCUUCUUACCAACAACUGUAAUUCUAUUUCUCUUAAGGGCAUCAUGGCAAUCUAUGGCCUUCUAUGUCUCCUCUACCUUGGUGUCUUGACUGUUACUAUUAGCACCUGUGUUCCAACAAUGGCAGCAGCUCUUACUCCUACAACACUUGUUAACCAUACUUCUCUAAAACGUAGCAGUUUUCCCAAAGGUUUCAUUUUUGGUACUGGCUCGGCCUCCUACAAGUAUGAAGGUGCUGCAAAUGAAGGUGGAAGAGGACAAAGUGGUUGGGAUAAAUAUACUCAUGAACAUCCAGAAAAUAUAUUGGAUGGAAGCAAUGGAGAUGUAGCUGUUGAUCAGUACCAUCGUUAUAAGGAAGAUGUCGCAAUCAUGAAGUAUAUGAAUACAGAUGCAUACAGAUUCUCCAUCUCUUGGCCAAGAAUAUUGCCAAAAGGAAAAGUAAGUGCGGGUAUAAAUCAAGAAGGAAUCAAAUAUUACAACAAUCUGAUCAAUGAGCUACUUGAUAAUGGUCUGGUACCAUUUGUGACCCUUUUUCACUGGGAUCUUCCCCAAGCCCUACAAGACGAGUACAGUGGCUUCUUAAGCCCUUAUAUUAUAAAUGAUUUUCAGGACUAUGCCGAGCUAUGCUUCAAGGAAUUUGGAGACCGAGUGAAGCAUUGGAUUACCUUCAAUGACCCACAUGUUUACAGUUUGGGUUCAGAACCAUACAUGGCCACACACAACCAACUCCUUGCUCAUGCAGCUGCUGUCAAAAUUUAUAGAACCAAUCACCAGUCUUCUCAAAAUGGUUCAAUAGGCAUCAGCUUAAGCUCUCACUGGUUUCUGCCGUUCUCAAAUCACACAUUAGAUCAUCAAGCUGCCGAACGUGCUCUUGAUUACAUGUUUGGAUGGUUUAUGCAGCCAUUGACCACAGGAGAGUAUCCAUUAAGCAUGGUGUCUUUUGCGGGAAAUCGUUUACCAAAGUUCACCAAAGAGCAAUCUAAGAUGCUUAUUGGCUCAUUUGAUUUUAUUGGAAUCAAUUACUACACCUCCAAAUAUGCUGCCAAUAUACCACAAUCAAAUAGCGACACAAGUGAUCCAAGCUAUCUCAAGGAUACUCAUGUCAAAUUUACAACCGAGCGUAACGGGAUACCAAUUGGACCAAUGGCUGCUUCACCUUGGCUAUUUGUUUAUCCAAGGGGGAUUCAGGAACUACUGUUGCACACAAAGACAAAGUAUAAUAAUCCAUUGAUUUACAUAACAGAAAAUGGUAUGGACGAGCUCAAUGAUCCAACACUAUCACUUGAAGAAGCGCUAAUGGAUACUUACAGAAUUGAUUACUUUUAUCGCCAUCUUUAUUAUGUUUCAUCUGCAAUCAAGCAUGGUGUGAAAGUACAAGGAUAUUUUGCAUGGUCACUUUUGGACAACUUUGAAUGGCUGGCUGGAUACACUAGACGUUUUGGAAUGAACUAUGUUAAUUACAAUGAUAAUCUUAAAAGACACCAAAAGCUCUCUGCCCAUUGGUUUAGGAACUUUCUUAAGAAACACUAGUGUUACAACUUGAUGUAUGUCAUGAUAAUCCCCAAUAAUAUGAUAUGAACUUGGUCAUUAAUCAAGAACUACUUUAAUUUU
Molecule: messenger RNA, 1830 nt
Organism: Medicago truncatula (barrel medic)
Lineage: Eukaryota; Viridiplantae; Streptophyta; Magnoliopsida; Fabales; Fabaceae
Product: beta-glucosidase 12
Exons: 13
Coding region: 265-1749 (494 amino acids)
Biological process (GO): carbohydrate metabolic process
Molecular function (GO): beta-glucosidase activity
Source: RefSeq, a predicted model, not a curated record